This is a messenger RNA of Blepharisma stoltei, 213 nucleotides long. The record is from the annotation of a GenBank genome assembly. NCBI's taxonomy places the organism in Eukaryota, Ciliophora, Heterotrichea, Heterotrichida, Blepharismidae.
AUGAAGAACAAUACAUUGAAGAAUAUAUUGACAGAAGAACCGAUAAAACUCCAGACAGAUUUUGUGCUAUUGAAUGGGCAAAAAGCUGCUUUUAAGGGUCUAGAGCCAGAGAUAAUCGCAAAAAGCUUCAAAUUAUCCAACCUAGCAAAGGCAAGAAGAAGGAGAAAACAUUGCAUUGAUCAUCGUCCAAAAUUUAAAGAUGCAAAUUUAUAA